AUUCGCAAAUGUGAUGUCAUUAAUUGCUGUUCAGCAAAGCUUGCAGAGGACUUAAGAUGGUUGCCAGAUCCAGUCAUCAACAAAGAAGGAGAUCAUUAUCUUCAACUGGAAGCUGUGAUUGACACCGACACCACAGACUUGAAUAGACCAUCUGCAAAGCGAUUUCCCCGAACAAAGGAUGAUCGAGCAAGACAAGUAGAUUACUUUUUGAUUGAUGAUCAGGUACAGUACAGUGUAUGUUUGUAUAUUAUACUCAUGUAGCUAUAAAUUAAGGCAUUGAACGGUUAUAUCACAAUAGCGUAAAUUAAUUGAGAUGUACUGUAUCUACUUUUCCUUUCAUUAGGAGGAACAACGAAAAAACCCUUCAAAUUUUACAGCUCAGCAUGCAAGAAUGACAGUUGAUUGUGCAGAGUGUGGGGAACCAAGAGUGGUCUUUAGUAAAAACAGAUUAUCUGAACGACAGCAGAUAACCAUUCUCACUGGAUUGGAAGAAUAUACAUGCGGUGGGCAUAUCCUGCCACCAGAUAACCCCGUGCACAAAAGUGUGGAUGUGAAGCUGUCAGUAAAUUGCGGUGAUCCUGUUGAGUUGGCAUACUACAGUUCCAAGCUUGGCAGGGCUGAUAUUUGUUGCCAUUGUGGUGGAAUGGGUGCAACCCAAAACAAUGCUUUAAAGGAAAAAUUCAAGACAGUUUUGCCUAUGUGUGCAGAUUGCACAAAAAAUGGACUACUGCCCAUAACCGCGAGGCCAUAUGGCACGAAGUAG
Paramuricea clavata is the source of this 763-nucleotide messenger RNA. NCBI's taxonomy places the organism in Eukaryota, Metazoa, Cnidaria, Anthozoa, Malacalcyonacea, Plexauridae. The record is from the annotation of a GenBank genome assembly.